UGCAAAGCUUAACCCAAAGCGAAAAGUAAUGGAUUUCUACCUACCAUCGCGAUCACAUUUCUUCCAACCUGCUCCUGGAGUUACCUGGAUGCCAGGUAGACCGACAGGAAAGCCUAGACGGUGUGGACAUUUGUCGCAUAACAGUAUUGCCAAGGAUGCCUACUGGGAGGCUAUCACGGCCGGUGCGACUGCAGACGAGGCAUUAGAGAAGGGCAUCGAAGCUGUAGAGGCCUUUCUGCGAGCGAAAAGGGAGAAGAAAGAAAAGAAGGAGCCUACACCUGAACCAACACCCGAGCCCGUCGACCUGGGUCCUCACCCUAGCGGCUCGAAGACAAUGGAGCAUGGCCAGGACCUUCCUGUUGGUGCAUACUGGAAAAAACAAGUCCGUUACGAUGAAUUCGCUUGGCGCUGCGACAUUAACCACGCACUCGGACGUUACUACCUUGCUGGCGAUGUGAAGUCAUGCCCCGGCUGCGGAUCCUGCAGAUCCGGCCCUGGUCAACAUCCUGAGAUGGACUUCUACUUGCCCUCUGGCACAAUAGCACGGCAAGAAGCCCCAGGACUAGUCAACUACAAGCCGCGAAAGGCUUACAAGUUGACGAAGAAGAGCAAGAAGGCGAAGCAGAUCGUCACUCAUAAUCAAUUCUGCUCGAAAAAGUACUGGGAGUUGAUUGAAGAAGGCCACGAGCACUGUGAAGGGGGAGUGAACGAGGAUGCCCUCGCUCUUGCAGUCAAAAUGACAGAUGCAUAUGUCGAUGCAAAGGUGGCGGCAAUGCAGGCGAAGCUGGAAGAGUCAGGGUCGUCAGACGAGGAACGACCGAUGGCUAAGAGUAAGGGCAAACGAAAGCAGAGCGGCAAACAUAAAGAGCCUCAGUCUGAGAGCGAUAGCUCUGUGCGACGUGGCCGAGUAGGCGCAGGUGUCUUUUCGACCACCUCCUCUACUCCUCUUGUUCCUCGAAAGAGGGGCAGCGAAGAGCUCAAUGACAGCGAGCUUGAUGAGGUAACCGAGUACGAGUCUACGAAGGAUGACGAAGAGGUUCAGCAGGGGACCAUCUCGCUCUCUUCCGACGAUGAGUCCACUUCUGACUCAGAUAGUGCGUAAGGGUCUAUGGGAAGUGAAAAUGUUUAACGGCUUUUCAAGGAUGUGAAUGUAAAUUUGCCGGAACUGUUGAUGUUCUAGCGUCUAAGUUGUGUGAACAGCCAGAGUGGAGUGCAGUAGCUGGCCCCCAACGGAAGUGGCCAAAGAAACUAGCCCGCAUGAGCCUUCUACAAGGAUGCCAUUCCAUCCUCGAGUGCGGGGGCCGCAAAAACAAGGGCUAAGAUGAUAGUGGGGCGAUCGACCGG
Paraphaeosphaeria sporulosa is the source of this 1344-nucleotide messenger RNA. RefSeq lists its product as uncharacterized. The transcript is spliced from 2 exons. The record is from RefSeq and is a predicted model, not a curated record. Lineage: Eukaryota; Fungi; Ascomycota; Dothideomycetes; Pleosporales; Didymosphaeriaceae. Bases 29 to 1102 code for a protein of 357 amino acids.